AUGUCCUAUCACGACCGACCAGUCCGACAUGGACAGCCCGGCGACUACUCGCCCUCGUCGUCUGGAGCCGCCACUCCCACCGCUUCGGCCGCCUCCUCGACCUUCCUCACGCACUCAUUCUCCGGAAUCGCCAGUGGGUUCGGCGGCCUCGUCCGCCGCUUUUCAGACAUGACCGCGGUGCAGGGGGGCCACCACGGCCACCCCGACGACAUGUCCAAGUCCUCAGCCUCGCUGGGCAGCCCGCUCUCUUAUCCACACCACUGGAAUAACGGCAUAAAUGGCGUCUACACACCCCCCAUAAACAGAUCUGCCUCCCCACUGAGGCCACCGCCCCUCGAGCCGCUGGAGCUAAAGGGCUUCAGGGACGACACCACCGAGGCCGCGAGGCUGCUAACGCCUGCGGUCGCAGAGGAGAUACGCAUAAUGAUCCCGGAGCGGCAGCGCAUCGAGGAGGAGUGGAAUCUUGUCUACAGCCUGGACCAGGACGGGGCGAGCCUGGGGACACUAUAUGAGAAAUGCAGCCCGUAUCAGGGCACGCGAAACAGCUUUGUCCUCGUCGUCAGGGACAGCUACGGUGGCCUUUUUGGCGCCUACCUCUCCGAAUCACCACAUCCAUCACCACACUACUUCGGCAACGGGGAAACAUUCCUCUGGCGAGCAUCCGUCCUGGCAGCCCUUCCCCCUCCGCCGUCAGAGGACACGACAAACCUCACCCGCGUCACAACCAUAUCUAGCCCCACACAGUCCCGCUUCCCAAGACCACAGCCACCACCGCCACCAAACCCAGAGCCAGAGGAAGACCUGCUCAUCGACUUCUCCGACAACCUGCCAUCCAAGCCAGCAUCGUCAACCGAUCCCGUGCCCUCGCUACUCGGCGUGACCCCAGCCCCGCCUCCGCCACAGGUACCCUCCCCGGCCAGGACCCCCAGCCCCAACAUCCCAAUGAGUCCGUCGAUCCGUUUCAAGGCGUUCCCAUACAGCGGCGAGAACGACUUCUACAUGUACUGCGAGCCCCACUGCCUGUCCGUAGGGGGUGGCGACGGGCACUACGGCCUGUGGCUGAACGACUCGCUGGCGAGGGGCAUCAGCUCGCGCUGCCUGACGUUCGGGAAUGAGCCGCUGAGUGACGAGGGCGAGAAGUUUGGGGUGUUGGGCGUCGAGAUGUGGGUUAUUGGCCGCGGAGGACGGCGUUGA
Diaporthe citri is the source of this 1194-nucleotide messenger RNA. RefSeq lists its product as uncharacterized. Gene Ontology annotation, biological process: response to oxidative stress. Lineage: Eukaryota; Fungi; Ascomycota; Sordariomycetes; Diaporthales; Diaporthaceae. The transcript has 2 exons. The record is from RefSeq and is a predicted model, not a curated record. The coding region runs from base 1 to 1194 and encodes 397 amino acids. Gene Ontology annotation, cellular component: nucleus.